This is a messenger RNA of Clonostachys byssicola, 1113 nucleotides long. The record is from the annotation of a GenBank genome assembly. NCBI's taxonomy places the organism in Eukaryota, Fungi, Ascomycota, Sordariomycetes, Hypocreales, Bionectriaceae.
AUGAGCCACGAUCAAGACAAGGAUGGAAAGGAACACACUGAAGGCGCUGGCGCCGACUUGAAAAACCCUCCUCUCACCUCCUCUGGUUCUGAGGUGGUGGUCGUUGGAUGCCGCAAAUCGGAACUAGCUCUCAUCCAGGCCCGUUACAUCGUAUCGAAGCUUGAGAAAGCCCUCGCACGGCCCCCUCCAUUCGAAAUCGCCACUCGCAGCGUCGUGGGCGAUGCGGACAAGCAGACCCCGUUCAUGCAGCUCUCCCAGCAGACGGGCGGGUCCGACGUCGGCAAGAGCCUGUGGACGAACGGCCUGGAGGAGGAUCUGUUGUCUGGCAAGGCCCAUCUCCUCGUCCACAGUCUCAAGGACAUGCCGACAACACUGCCGCCUAACUGUCUGCUUGGGGCUAUUCCCGAGCGCGAAGAACCAACUGAUGCAGUGAUUAUGAGAACAGACUCCAAGUAUAAAACCAUCGACCAGUUGCCGCCUGGCUCUGUGGUUGGGUCGAGCUCGUCAAGAAGGAGAGCGCUGAUUCGGCACAAUUGGCCUCAUUUGGAGGUCGCGGAGUGCCGUGGAAAUGUAGACACCCGCCUUGCUAAGCUUGAUGCGGUCGACUCCAAAUUCUCUUGCAUUCUACUAGCAACCGCAGGAUUGGUACGAAUGGGCCUUGGGCACCGAAUCACACACAGGCUUGAUCCCAAAGUUUUCCCGUACGCUGUCGGCCAAGGCGCGCUUGGUGUCGAAAUCAAGACGGACUGUCAAGAUACACUCCAGCUCGUUCAAGCGGCGGAUCAUAAGAAGUCACGAUGGCUUGCCAUGGCCGAAAGGGCGAUGCUGCGAACUCUGCAGGGAGGCUGCUCGUCUCCAAUAGGCGUUCAUUCAACGUUUGAAACUUCUGAGGGGGAUGGGAAACUAGACGUGCAGGAUUAUGGAAGCCAAGAGGGUGGCGAACUUCGACUGUCUGGCACAGUUCUCGAUGUGGAGGGUACAACGGGGGUUACUGCUGAGUUCUCGGCGCUCGUUCGCAGCGACGAGGAGGCAGAGGACGUGGGCAUUAAGCUUGCUGGCAUACUUCGUGAGAAAGGGGCGUCCAAUUUAUUGGCUAAAGAGACUUCGUCAUAG